Molecule: messenger RNA, 586 nt
Organism: Populus trichocarpa (black cottonwood)
Lineage: Eukaryota; Viridiplantae; Streptophyta; Magnoliopsida; Malpighiales; Salicaceae
Product: NADPH-dependent diflavin oxidoreductase 1
Exons: 1
Coding region: 134-343 (69 amino acids)
Source: RefSeq, a predicted model, not a curated record
GAAUGACUUUUUGUACAGAGAUUUUUGGUUGUCUCAUGCACAGAACGGUGGACCACUUUGCAUAGCAAGGGGUGGAAGGUUUUAUGUAGCCUUCUCAAGAGAUCAACUACAAAACGUUUAUGUGCAGCAGAAGAUGAGGAAACAGAGCCAGACGGUUUGGGAUUUUCUAUUGAAAGGGGCAUGCAUAUCUGUUGCAAGUUCGGCAACCAAAAUGCCCUCAGAUGUAAUGUCAGCCAUGGUGGAAAUUAUAUCCGAAGAGGCUGGAUUUUCAAGGGAAACUGCUGUUUUGCAGCUUAGGAGAUUGGAAAAGGUUGGUAGAUACCAUGUUGAAGCAUGGUCCUGAUCUCUGCUGGGUUCUUGCAUUAUGGGACAAUUCCAUUGCAGGGAAGAAAAACUAGCUUCUAGCUUGUUGUAAAGGUACUGGAACUUCAAAAUUGAUUGACAAUUGCGCAAGAUAUAUAGCAAUACAGUGUAUGAUCGUUAACAUUAAUUUAUCUAGCAGCUUUGCUUCCCAGAAGAGAUCUUGGAAAGUUUGUUGUGAUGCUGCUUUGUAGCAAUUGCGCAAGAUAUAUAGCAAUACAGUGCA